Arabidopsis arenosa is the source of this 1634-nucleotide messenger RNA. Lineage: Eukaryota; Viridiplantae; Streptophyta; Magnoliopsida; Brassicales; Brassicaceae. The record is from the annotation of a GenBank genome assembly.
ACUACAUGAACUAUAAACUUUGUAUUAAAUCAACCAAUGCAUCAUACAUAGGUACAUAUAUACAAAGUCUCUGUGAAAUAUGGCAUCUCAGCUGAAACGAACUCUAACCAAGAGAUACGGUGUUCUUGAACUGUGGGAGAUCAUAGUGAUUGCUCUAUUUGCAGCGUUCAUAGUAAUCCUUGUCAUUUCAGUAUGGCUCAGCUUCCGUAAAAAGUCCAAAAGAUCUAAUGCCACAACGCUUCCUGUAACGCAAAGCCCUCGCUUUACUGAAGACAUCAAAGAAAUAAGUGUUGAUCAUGUUUCAUCUAACAACAAUGGUACUUCUUACCAAACUCUAGAUGAGAAAUUCGUUGAGGACAUCGAGAAUGGUGAUAAGUUCUCUGGUUCUUUGGAGAAAAAACCCGCGGUUGGGUCACAUUUGCCUCCUAGUACUCCUACAACAACAGCUCCUUCACCUCUCUUGGGUCUUCCUGAGGUUUCUCACAUUGGUUGGGGCCAUUGGUUCACUCUCCGUGACCUUCAACUUGCAACUAAUCAUUUCUCCAAGGAGAAUAUCAUCGGUGAUGGUGGAUACGGAGUUGUUUACCACGGAACUUUGACUAACAAAACCCCUGUGGCUGUCAAAAAGUUGCUCAACAAUCCAGGGCAAGCUGAUAAAGAUUUCAGAGUUGAGGUGGAAGCUAUAGGACAUCAAUGGCUUCAUGGAGACAUGAAUCACAAAGGGCACCUCACGUGGGAGGCUCGGAUCAAAGUUCUUGUUGGCACUGCAAAAGCGCUGGCUUAUCUUCACGAAGCUAUUGAGCCGAAAGUGGUGCACAGAGACAUAAAAUCGAGCAAUAUACUGAUGGAUGACAAAUUUGACGCAAAGUUAUCUGAUUUCGGUCUUGCUAAAUUGCUUGGAGCUGAUUCAAGUUACGUCAGUACUCGAGUUAUGGGUACAUUCGGGUAUGUCGCGCCUGAAUAUGCUAACUCUGGUCUCCUCAACGAAAAGAGCGACGUGUACAGCUAUGGUGUUGUUCUCUUGGAAGCUAUUACUGGAAGGUAUCCAGUGGAUUAUGCGCGGCCUAAAGAAGAGGUGCAUAUGGUGGAGUGGUUAAAGCUGAUGGUUCAACAGAAACAGUUUGAGGAAGUGGUGGAUAAAGAGCUUGAGAUCAAACCAUCAACUAGCGAACUUAAAAGAGCGCUUUUGACAGCUUUGAGGUGUGUUGAUCCUGAUGCAGACAAGAGGCCAAAAAUGAGUCAAGUAGCUCGAAUGCUUGAAUCAGAUGAAUACCCUGUGAUGCCUAGAGAGGAACGAAGACGAAGGAGAAAUCAGAACGCAGAAACGCAUAGAGAAAGCACAGACACGAAUAAAGAUAAUGAUAUAAUAACAGAUGCAAAGAUUUGAGCAAGGAACAGAAACAUGGACCCUUCUUUCUUUAUGACUUUUAGAUUCUUUGGAGAUUGUUUAGAUUCUUUACUGUGUCUAUAAGUUAAUUAUGUGAUAUAUAUAGAUACAGAGAAGAACACGAUUUGUUUCUUUUGUCUGGAGGAGGAGAGAGCUUUUGUAUAGCUUUGUUGCACUGUCUUUUUUAUUACCUUCAUACCGAGUCAGUUACAGACAUAUAUUUACAAAAUGAAUUUUAUUUGGAUCA